Messenger RNA from Dujonia railenensis, 666 nucleotides. Lineage: Eukaryota; Fungi; Ascomycota; Pichiomycetes; Serinales; Debaryomycetaceae. The record is from the annotation of a GenBank genome assembly.
AUGUCAGACCCUGAGAAUUCUUUUAGACAGCAGUUUUCAAACUGGACCCAGAGAGCUGGGGGACCUGCAUCUGGCGGGACAGGAACCAGAUCAGCGACCGGUGGUGGGUUCCCAGCGUUCGCUGACUGGUCAGACUAUGUCAAAAAUGGGGCAAAUGACUUGUAUACGUCAUUACCAACGUAUAACACAGUGACUGGGAACACAAGUACCGUAGAGGAACCGUCAUGGUUCAAACUAUCGAGAUUCGAGAAGAUCUUAGGGUUCUUGUGCUGCCUUGGUGGAUCCCUACUUUGUUUUGUAGUGUGCUUUUUCUUGUUCCCAGUGUUGGCAUUAAAGCCCAGGAAAUUUGGGCUUAUUUGGUCGCUAGGCUCAUUAUUGUUUGUAUGCCUGUUUGGUAUACUCCAAGGACCUUACUCUUAUACGCGUCAUUUGGUUUCUCUGGACAGAAUCAUAUUCACCAGUGUAUUUUUUGGAUCUGUCCUUUCGACAAUCUACUGCCUGGUAGUUUUGAAGAGCACGAUUUUGACUAUUUUGGCAAGUAUAGUUGAGAUAUUCGCCGUAGCCUACUACAUAUUGAGUUACUUCCCCUUUGGUGCUCAAACGGUGACAUGGUUCAGUAGUUACCUCGUUGGGUACGUAGGAGGAUUUUUGGGAGGCUUGUUGUGA